UAUACUCCAUUUCUUAACAUGAUGUUCCCGAAGUGACGUUCAGUGUAUUUUCAUAUUGAAACAGUUCGGGGAUCGACGUUUGGCUAUUGAAUGUUCUACAACGAACGAGGGAGGAAAAAAAACGGGCAUACAGAUCGGUGGUGCUGUCUCUCUGGUCAACGACCGUGAAAAAAUUCGCGUGAUCAACGAUACGACCGCAGGGCGACGGGUCAAAUUCUCCUCGUUUGUACUUCGUAUUGUGCUAUUUGGAAACGUCGAUUUUUUAUCGUCUCUUUCUGUCCAAGGAGCCGUCGGACGUUAUCAAAAUUGUCUGCGUGCUUCAAUUGGAUCAUUGAAUUCAAAUCUCGAGUAGAAAUAAAAUACAUUCUUUUCUAUUUCCGAUUAGUUACGUAUAUUCUUGAAAAGACGGUGCAUGACAUGCAAAGUGACUUCGUUACGCGAGGCUCGACGUCGAAUUAAAUUAAUAAUAAACAAUGUAACGACUCAUGAAUGUUUCUUUUGAACAUUCGAAGCGUGCAUUCUUAUCACGCGUUGAGCCUGAAGGUCGUAAUAAUCAAGGGCGAAUUUUUAGAGCACUCUGUCGUUAAAUGCUCGAGGAAGUGCUCGGCUGUGCUCGGCUGUUAGAAACCUUCGGAACCGCAAUCGCGUACGAACAAUUUCCAACAAUAUUCUAGUGAAUCGUCGGACCGUCGUCCGCCUUUUUUUUUACUACGAUGGACACCGACGUGGAAUCAUGUUUGAAAGACUGGAACGAUUUAACAGAGCACGAUUACAAGGAAUUAGAAACAUUGCAUAAAGAGUACCUUACAAAAUUAGAGGAGGUGACUGAACUUCAGGCAAGAUGUUUGAAAGGAAUAGUGCAUCAAAGGUACAGGAUGGGUGUAAUUUCCAAAUCACUCAAAGUGUUAAAGGCAAAUGAAAUACAGAAGGAUUUAAGUAAACAAAUGACAAAAAGGAGACAGCAGUUGCAUGAAAUAGAACAAACUUUGCCGAAACCAAACGGCACGUACCUCAAGAUUAUUUUAGGCAAUGUUAAUGUCUCUAUAUUAAAUAAAAAUGAUAAGUUCAAAUAUAAAGAUGAAUAUGAGAAGUUCAAGUUAGUUCUUUCUGUAAUUGGCUUUAUCUUAUCAUUAUUAAAUCUAGUAACCAAUAUCAGAACGUUGGAGCUUAGUUUCAUGUUCGUGUUAGUCUGGUACUAUUGUACACUGACGAUACGAGAAAGUAUAUUGAAGGUAAAUGGUUCAAGAAUCAAAGGCUGGUGGAGAUUUCAUCACUUCCUUUCAACUGUAAUAUCUGGUGUUUUAUUAGUAUGGCCUAAUACCGGGCCGUGGUAUGCAUUUAGGCAACAGUUCAUGUGGUUUAAUCUGUACAUAAGUAUAGUACAAUAUCUACAGUUCUGUUAUCAGCGAGGCGUUCUAUAUCGUUUGAAAGCAUUAGGCGAAAGAGAUAAUAUGGACAUCACUAUCGAAGGUUUUCAUUCGUGGAUGUGGCGCGGACUAUCCUUCUUAUUACCAUUCCUUUUCAUUGGAUACAUAUUCCAAUUGUACAACGCAUACGUAUUGUACUUGUUAAUAUCUCACCCAGAUGCGACGUGGCACGUUUCAGUCCUCAGUGCCAUGUUCUUGGUAUUAUUCCUGGGCAACACAACCACCACCACCCUGGUAGUCCACCAAAAAUUAAGAGAACAAGUGAGAGAACAGGUGAGAUACCAUUUCCCGAGAGUGUUCGCGUCUAAACCGGAAUGCAAGAAGGAAGUGAAUGGAGAAGAGGAUGCCAAAGCUCAGAAAAGCGAAUAAACUCAAUUGGAAGGAAAUAAUAAGAGAAAUAGUAAACACUUUGAAUGGGUAAAAUAUAAAUAUCACGGGUCUAAAGUUAAAGGUAAUAUAGAAACGGGAUUUACAUAGAGUGUGGGUGGGGUACCCGAAUCAGGAGGCAUGGGCCAAAAAAGCAAACCAGAAAGUAGAUCAAGUAUUAUAAGAUUCUUUCCUCCACGUGUCGAUGUAUUUCUACAAUUAUAUUCAGAGCACAAGACUACCUAAUGUACCGUUUAGUUCGUCGUAAUGUAGAAUCUACUCUCGGAGAAUAUUCGUUUCGUAUGCCCUUUCAUAUCGCAACAAAAUAUUUCCCAUUUCGGUGAACAUUUACUCCUGUACGGAGAAGCAGCAUGAUGUACUAAAAUGGAUUUACUGCUGAUUUUAAUUUGGAACUAAAAUUGUACAAUGAAGUUUAAUGUACUGUUCGCACGUAGAAAUUUAUUAACCAAGUCUCUUUAACAGUUACUUCUAAGCUUUACUUAUAACUGUCAAGUAAAUUAACGUUUUAAGCAUCAUGUUUUAUUUGCUUACUUAUGCAUAAAUGUAAAGUUAUAAGUUUACGCUUCGAUCAAUAAUUUAAAACAAUCAUAUCUUGUGGACACAUCUAAAGAAAAAUGGAGUGAAAAGUAACAAGUCAAAUGAUAUUUACAUAUAAUUGUAUAUAAAUUUGAAUCUUUCCAGUAUGUCUGUGUUCGAGUGAUGUAUUAGGUGUGUAACCCGUUAUGAUAAUUUAAUUAAAGUAACAUAUAUUCAGGCACACCCAUAUAUUCAGUACUCACAGAUAAUAAUCGUUUAUAGUCGUGCAUGAUAUUCGUUUAAAAAUAAUGUAAUAUAAAUCUUA
Molecule: messenger RNA, 2655 nt
Organism: Ceratina calcarata
Lineage: Eukaryota; Metazoa; Arthropoda; Insecta; Hymenoptera; Apidae
Product: transmembrane protein 120 homolog
Exons: 8
Coding region: 714-1796 (360 amino acids)
Cellular component (GO): membrane
Source: RefSeq, a predicted model, not a curated record